Molecule: messenger RNA, 330 nt
Organism: Cinara cedri
Lineage: Eukaryota; Metazoa; Arthropoda; Insecta; Hemiptera; Aphididae
Source: the annotation of a GenBank genome assembly
AUGACGCGCGCGCGCGUGUCGCGUCCGGAGUUUCCCGUGAAAGACGACCGCCCCGCCGGCACGAGAAGGGGCCGCAAGGGCAAAGACCGAUUCGGCGAAAGAUUCCAAGAAGAUCGGUCGUUCGGUAUCGGACGGGGUGCGGGCGGCGGACAGCGAAAAUCUAAUGUUUCGCGGACCGCGGGGAUUCGGGCGCGGCGGGGCCGCGAGAAACGGUCGGACGCCGAAAAGGGAUCUGAGGCGUUGUCGGCCGCUGGAGGCGUCGCGAAAGUGGAAGAACGUCGCGUGACGGACGCCAGAAAAUCGGUACGAAAACGGCUACGAAUUUCGUAG